AUGGUCAAGGAGUCGCUCGAGGAGCUGGCGCACCCGCAGUACUGGGACAAGCGGUACGCCGAGAAGCAAGAGGAGAAGUUUGACUGGCUGCGGACGUUCGCGACGGUGCGGCCGUUCCUGGAAAAGCACCUGCCAGCGCCGACGCACGAGGGGCCGAAGCUAGUGCAGCUGGGCUGCGGGAACAGUACUCUGUCCAAGGACAUGUACGACGUGGGCUACACGCACCAGACCAACGUCGACUUCUCGGACGUCGUCAUCGCCGACAUGCGCGCUAAGCAUCCCGAGAUGCAGUGGCUGGUCAUGGAUGUCCGUGACCUCAAGUUCCCGGCUGACCAUUUCGAUGUCGCGGUCGAUAAGGCCACGCUGGAUGCUAUGCUGUACGGCUCACUGUGGGACCCGCCCGACGAGGUUCGCGCGAAUGUCAAGGCGUAUGUGGACGAGGUCGCCCGCGUGCUCAAGCCUGGUUGCAAGUGGCUGUAUAUCACGUGGCGGCAGCCGCACUUCAUUAAGCCUCUGCUGCAACGGCCGGGCGUGUGGACGCUGGAGGCGGAGACGCUGGCGAACGAGCCUGGUGGCGGGGGCAUGUUUGAGUAUUUUGGGUUUGUUAUGACGAAAGAAAAGGCGUCGUCAUGA
Molecule: messenger RNA, 633 nt
Organism: Aplosporella prunicola CBS 121167
Lineage: Eukaryota; Fungi; Ascomycota; Dothideomycetes; Botryosphaeriales; Aplosporellaceae
Exons: 3
Coding region: 1-633 (210 amino acids)
Molecular function (GO): S-adenosylmethionine-dependent methyltransferase activity
Source: RefSeq, a predicted model, not a curated record